This is a messenger RNA of Olea europaea var. sylvestris, 1128 nucleotides long. RefSeq lists its product as uncharacterized. The transcript is spliced from 3 exons. The record is from RefSeq and is a predicted model, not a curated record. Bases 1 to 1128 code for a protein of 375 amino acids. NCBI's taxonomy places the organism in Eukaryota, Viridiplantae, Streptophyta, Magnoliopsida, Lamiales, Oleaceae.
AUGGAAUUAAGGAAAGUAAAUGAAGUUAAACCCGUGCAAAAUGAUGAAAUUUGUAGCAUUUGUGAAACUUUUGGUCAUCUUACGCAUGAUUGUCCUAACAUUCCAACUUUCAAAGAAGUUUUACAUGAUCAAGCCAAUGCUAUGAACACUUUUAAAAAGUAUUUUUCUUCUCCAUACUCAGAAACAUAUAAUCAACAAUGGAGAAAUCAUCCCAACUUUAGUUGGAGAGAUGAUAAUCGUGUUCAUUUAUCACAACCUCAAGGGCUUUCAAAAUUUCCUUCUUUUCCACAACCACAAUCAAAGACUCUUGAGGAAACAUUGCAGUCUUUUAUGCAAGGACAAGCAAAUAUUAAUAAUCAAACUUCACAAGCCAUAAAUGAAAUCAAGAACACACUUUCUUCAUUGACCUCUUCUUUACGUUCUCAAGAGAAAGGCAAAUUUCUUGCUCAACCUCAACCAAAUCGUUCUGGGCAAUUUAAUGUAAAUGCUUCUAGUUCUUCUGAAAGUCAACAAGAAAAUGCCAACUUCAUCACAACUCUUCGUAGAGGAAAAAUUAUUGACAAAACCAUCCCUUCAAAAGAACUAAAAUAUGGUGGUACUUCAAAGCAAGAAAAUGACGUUUUCAAAAACUUGUGCACUGUCAAGAGAAAACUUAAUGGUCAACAGAAAGCAUUUUUGACAAAGAAUGUGAGCUCAAUCAUUCAACAAAACACUCCACCUAAAUUCAAAGAUCUUGAUUGUCCCACAAUUUCUUGUGUGAUUGGAAAUAAUAGGAUAGAAUGUGCUUUGCUUGAUCUUGGUGCUAGUGUUAAUCUAUUACCUUUUUCUGUGUAUGAGCAACUUGGUUUGGGAGAGCUUAAACCAAUAGCAACAACACUUCAACUUGCUGAUCGUUCAGUAAAAGUUUCAAGAGGGGUUGUAGAGGAUGUUCUAGUUCAAAAUGAUAAAUUCUAUUAUCCUUUUAUCACUACAACUUCAUCUGAUGCGCUAGAAUUUGAAUUCAGCGAUAAUUCUAAAAAUUCGCAUAUGAUUUCAAGUGUUCAAGAGCCAAUGCUCGAUUUGAAACCAUUUUUUGAGAAUUUCUCUAGAUUGGAAGAGUCUGUUGCUAUACAUGAUUCUAAAUAUUGA